Molecule: messenger RNA, 1191 nt
Organism: Candida tropicalis MYA-3404
Lineage: Eukaryota; Fungi; Ascomycota; Pichiomycetes; Serinales; Debaryomycetaceae
Exons: 1
Coding region: 1-1191 (396 amino acids)
Source: RefSeq, a predicted model, not a curated record
AUGGUACAAGCCUUAUCAUCUACAGAUAUUCAGUCUAUACGAAAUGCGGCACAUUUUUUAAACUCAACCUUGACCUCACGUACUUAUAUUGAUCACAAGUUAUUAUUCAAUUGUAUAAAUUGGAAAACAUUGAUAUCAGAUCAAGUGGAAACAAACCCCCAUUUAAAAGAUUUAAUACUUACUGAGAAGAUAUAUCAUAACGACAAAAACAUCAUUAAUUUAAUACAUGGAUUGGUUAGUAUGAUAGAUAAGCAACGAUCUCAACAGAAAGUAUAUAAUGAAACACUUCUUGCUAAAGAUCAAAAGAUUCACGCAUUAGAGAAACAAGUUUCCGAAUUGAACAAGAAAUUAAAUGAAGCAAAUCGUGGGAAAAGUAAUAAAUUGAUUAAAUAUAAUACUUUACAAAACAAAAUCACUGAUUUAACCAAACAGAAUAAAAUAUAUGUUGAAGAUUUAACAAAAGUGAAAAACUGGAGUUUGGAUACCAAACAUAAAUACAAGAUUGAAAUCAAAAGGAAAAAUUUACAAAUUGAAAAUCUACAAAAUAAACUUAUUGAAAGAUCAAGAAAAAUUCCUAGUGGAAUUGAAUUUGGAUUUAGUGGUAAUUCUGCAGGAAACGUUGAUGGGUUGAUUGUGCUGAAUAAUAACCCCAUAAUUGAAAAUUCUACAGGGAUAACUAUAAAUAAUCCGAAUUUAGUGAUUGAUUUUGAUAUUAAUAACGAAUUAAAACAAGAUUCAAAUCAAUUGGUCAAUAUUAUUGAAAGUAUAACUAAAGAAAAUUAUAAGUUUACAAAAUUCCUAGGGAAUUUUAAACAAUUUUUCCAUGAACUAAAUACAUCUUUGAGUAAUAUUAAAUUCAAAAAUACUGCCAUGGAAAAACUCCCAAACCCAACAAGUGUAAUUAAUCUUCAAGAAAUUAUGGUUGAUCCUGAAACAGUCAGACAAUAUUUCAAUGAAAUCGAACCAAGUGAGAAUAUUGCUACAAAUGUUCUAGGUGAGUGUCAUAAGCUUUAUCAUAAUCUUGAAUAUUUGAUUGACGCUAUAGACCAGAAAAGUGACAUAAACAAUGAAUCAACAAUAGCAAAGUUGAAAACAGAUUUAGAAACCAUGAAAUCAAAUUGGCAAGAUGCUUUGAAAACAACAGAAGAUUGGAAAAAUAUAGCACAAAAGAAACAUCUGCCAGAAACAUAA